GGCAGCAGGGACCUGCCUGUGGAAGCAGACGCGCUGACAGAAAGGCAUUUCCGGAGCAAAAACAUCACCAAAUUACUCAGUGACUUCCAUUUUCAAGCAGAGGCAGUGCAGGAGGAAAUGGGUGGCAGGUUGGGACGGAGUGACGGUUUUGGUUGGUGUUUGUACAAGGAAGUGCUCGGCUCAGCUCAGCGUGGCCCCUCCAGACACACCGGGUGACAGCUGAGCAGCUCCUGCCCCAGCCCAGAGCACAUGAGAGAGCUCGGUGUCCCCAGGUUGUGAUCCAGUGAAGAGGAUGCUCUCCGGCCUCCACCCCUGCAGCUCUCGGACAGCUUUUAUCAUUUAUGGCUUAGUUUUCCAAGUUCAGGAGCUGCAGUCAGCUCUGUUCAAGGUGACGGGAUCCCCUGGCCCCAUCACCAAGGCCAUGGGUGAGGACGUGGUGUUGCCCUGCCGCCUCUCCCCGGAGCAGAGCGCGCAGGAGAUGGAGGUGGUCUGGUUUCGGGAGCAGUUCUCACCCUUUGUGCAUCGCUACAAGGGGGGCCAGGACCAGUACGGGGAGCAGAUGCCUCAAUACCAAGGGCGCACCGAGCUGCUGAAGGACGGCCUCUCCAUGGGCAGCGUGAACUUGAAAAUUUUCCAUGUCCAACUGUCGGACAGAGGGAAUUACACCUGCUUUAUUCGCCGCGACUCGGAUUACGACGAGGCUGUGGUGGAGCUGAAGGUGACAGCCAGCGGCUCUGCACCGCUCAUCGCGCUGGAGCAGUACCAGGGCGGGGGGAUCCGGGUGGCCUGUCGCUCGGCAGGAUGGUACCCACAGCCCCAGCUCCUGUGGCAAGAUUCCCAGGGGCGACAUCUCCCAUCCCUCUCGGAAAGCACCACCCAGGACAAGAGCGGCCUCUUUGCAGCAGAGAGCAGUAUAAUCGUCACCAGAGGCACGAGCCAGAACCUCUCCUGUUCUGUCCAACACACUCCACGAGGCCAAGAGCAGGGAUCAGCUUUCUAUAUAUCAGAUCCCUUUUUCCAAAAUGCUCAUCCUUGGAUGACUGCCCUGGGUGUGGUGCUGGUUGCUGUGGUCGCACUCCUUACCAUCGCUGUUUAUCUCUUUAAAAUUAAAGGAAAGCAGGAGAAAAAAAUAGCAAUGCAGGAGGCAGCACUGCGGGACCGCGACGCAGAAAUCGAAGCACAAGAUAAGGAACUUGCGUGGAGAAGAUGUGCAGUGCCAAUAGAAGAAGUGAAGGUGGUUCUGGAUCCAGACACAGCCCACUGUGACCUUGUCCUGUCUGAGGACUGCAAAAGUGUGACACGCCGAGACACGCGGCAGGACAUCCCCGACAUCCCAGAGAGAUUUAACCCAUGGCGCUGUGUGCUGGGCCGUGAAGGCUUCACCUCGGGGAGAAACUACUGGGAGGUGGAGGCGGUGGAUGGGGGAGGAUGGGCUGUGGGGGUCUCCAGAGAAGAUGUGAAGAGGAAAGGCGAGAUCGAGUUUAAACCAGAGGAGGGCAUCUGGGCAGUGGGGCAGUGGGCAGGGCACUUCCAAGCUCUCACAUCCCCUAAUCGCACUUUGCUUCCAGAAAUCCAGACUCCCAAGCGGAUCCGAGUCUCUCUGGAUUAUGAAGAGGGACGGGUGGCAUUUUUCAGUGUUGAUGAGGGGAUUCCCAUCUUCACAUUUCCCCUGGCUUCAUUUGGGGGAAUGAGAGUCCAUCCUUGGGUCUGGCUGGGUCCUGGGACAUGGCUCAAAAUGUGGCCCUGAUGAAAAGGAGGGAGUAAGAGAAGGCUUUUUUAGGGGACCUCAGUAGUUCAGACUCACAGAAAGAUUUAGGUGGGAAGGAACUUGUGGAGAUUUCUAUUGCACUACAGGGCUAACCUCAAAGCUGCCUUAGGUGUCUCUGGACCUUGUAUAGCUGAAUUGUGUAGGCUCUCCAAGGGUAGAGAUCUCGUUACCUCUCUGGACAUCUGUCCUGGUGCUGCAUGUCUCUCAAGGGGAAGAAUGAAUCCUUUAUGUUUGGUCAGAAUUUCCCCAGUUGCAACUUUUGACUGUUGCCUUUCAUCCUUACUCUCUACCUGUGGAAUACUUCCACCAAAAGGACACUCCUGUAACCGGGAUUGCUUUUUAAAUGUACGGAAUAAAGUUA
Messenger RNA from Calidris pugnax (ruff), 2129 nucleotides. Its product is annotated as butyrophilin subfamily 1 member A1-like. Lineage: Eukaryota; Metazoa; Chordata; Aves; Charadriiformes; Scolopacidae. The record is from RefSeq and is a predicted model, not a curated record. Bases 293 to 1747 code for a protein of 484 amino acids. The transcript is spliced from 11 exons. Gene Ontology annotation, molecular function: protein binding.